AUGGCGCAGGCGGCAGAGGAUGCCAUCAAGAUAUCCAUCGAGGGUACGUCCCUCACAAUUCCCCCAACUCCCCUCUCCAAGGACAAAGAAUCAAAGAAUCAAAGAAUCAACGUAGCCCACCUUCCUGCAUCUGACCCCCUCGAAAAAAAUACAGCCGCCACAGCCUUCGUCCAAUCUUUCUACCCCGCCCUGCAGUCCGCCCGAGACACCAUCGCCUCCUUCUACGCCCCAACCCCAGUCCUCUCCAAACUCCUCUUCAACGGCAACAUCGUUGCAGAUGGCCCCUCCGUCCAGGAAAUCUUCACGAACCAAAUGCCCCCCACCCGCUAUGACAUCCAGUCCUACGAUUGCCAGAUCAUCAAUACGAAUUACCCCGCGCUGCCUGCGUCGUCAUCAUCCGCCGUAACUGCAGCUUCGGCAGCGAGGAACAUGUCCAUUCUGGUCCUUGUGAAUGGGUCUGUGAGGUUUGGGGUGGAGGUGGAGCCUGGUGAUUCGACGAAUCGGAGGUUCAGUGAGACGUUUGUUCUUGUACCGAAUGCUGCCGCCGCCGCUGCUGCUGCUGCUACUGGCGGGGCCCCGAAAGAGAGGGAGCAGGAGAAACGUUGGUUGAUACAGAGUCAGAAUUUCAGGCUGGUUGGAUCAUCCCUUGACGCAGUCGAACUGGGCAGGAGACCGCGCUGUGCGAAGGAAAAUUGGAUAAGACUUAUUUGGGGGCAAUGGAGAGCAGAAAUGAUAGCCGAAAUUGGAUCUGUGCAUACCGAACUCAGCCACCGUCUCAGCUCCUCUGUCGUCCAGUCUUCUGGGUCUUGGGGGGAUGGAUUAGCAAAGGGCGAUAAUACAGUUAAGUUACCCGGCAUCAAAAAGAGAAAAAACAACAUACUCCCUGCCGGGUCUGGUUCUGCGGGAAACAUAUCGCCACCCCAGAUGCUCCAUACUGCUGCGGCUGUUACAAUGCCGGCGAAUCCUGCCAAUACGGUCAGCCAAGCAGCCGUGGGAUGA
This is a messenger RNA of Histoplasma capsulatum G186AR, 999 nucleotides long. Its product is annotated as nuclear transport factor 2 domain-containing protein. The record is from RefSeq and is a predicted model, not a curated record. Gene Ontology annotation, cellular component: nuclear pore central transport channel. Gene Ontology annotation, biological process: protein import into nucleus. The coding region runs from base 1 to 999 and encodes 332 amino acids. Lineage: Eukaryota; Fungi; Ascomycota; Eurotiomycetes; Onygenales; Ajellomycetaceae. The transcript has 3 exons.